AUGGCAGAACGAGGCUGGACCGUGCCGCGCUGGCCCGAAGCCUACGGCGGUGGCGGUUUAAGUGCAGACGAAGACAAAAUCCUGCAACAGGAAAUGCGCCGCAUCAAUGCGCGCCUGCCGAUUCAGAGCUUUGGCAUCUGGAUGCUGGGCCCCGCGUUGCUGGAAUUUGCCAGCGAAGAGCAGAAGAAGAAAUAUCUGCCUGAAAUCGCCCGGGGUGAAAUUCGCUGGUGCCAGGGAUACUCAGAACCCAGCUAUGGAUCAGAUCUGGCGGGGUUGCAGACCAAGGCCGAAGACAAAGGUGAUUACUACCUGGUUAACGGUGCAAAAAUCUGGACGUCAUAUGCCGAUCAGGCCGAUUGGAUUUUCUGCCUGGUACGUACCGAUGCAGACGCCCCCAAACACGAAGGCAUCAGCUUCCUGUUGUUUGAUAUGGCCAGUGAAGGCGUCACAACAACGCCUAUACCCCUGAUCUCCGGCGCCUCACCAUUCUGCCAGACUUUCUUUGACGAUGUGAAAGUGCCCAAGACGCAGCUGGUGGGUGAGCUCAACAAAGGUUGGACCAUCGCCAAACGGCUGCUGCAGCAUGAACGCCAGAUGAUCUCCGGCAUCGGUGGCAACUCCGCCCUGGGCGGCAGCGGUAGCCAGCUGGAGGAUGUUGCAAAAAAAUACAUUGGUGAACAGAACGGUCAAAUUGCUGAUCCGGCAAUACGCGGCAGCAUUACCGAACACCGCAUGAAUGACAGCGCCUUUCAGCUGACCAUGGCGCGUAGCGGUGAAGAAGCUAAAGCCGGCAACCUGGACGCCAACCUGGCUUCAAUUUUCAAGUACUACGGCACUGAACAGAACAAGCGUAAAUAUGAGCGCAUGCUGGAGUUGAUGGGCACCCAGAUGCUGGGUUGGGAGGGUGAUACUUUUGAAGCCCGCGAACUGAAUGCGACCCGCCAGUGGUUACGCUCAAAAGCCAAUUCCAUUGAAGGCGGCACCAGUGAGGUGCAGUGCCAUUACAGCCAAUUGGAAAACCGUAUGGAAUUUAUCAUUGUACUUGUCAUUAUCGCCGCCCUGGCUUUCUGGGUGGUGGCCAUCUACAACAAGCUGGUGGCGCUGAAAAACCGCUUUGAGAACGGCUUUGCCCAAAUCGAAGUACAGCUUAAGCGUCGCUACGACCUUAUUCCCAACCUUGUUGAAACAGCCAAAGCUUAUAUGAGCCACGAACGCGAGACGUUGGAGGCGGUUAUCAACGCCCGCAACCAGGCAAUGGCUGGCCUGACGGCUGCAGCUGCAGACCCGGGCAAUGCCAACGCCAUGAAAGAACUUGGUAGCGCGGAAGGCAUGUUAGGCAGUGCUUUAGGGCGGCUCAAUGUUGUGAUGGAAGCGUAUCCCGAUUUGAAAGCCAACCAGAACAUGAUGCAGUUGAGUGAAGAACUGACCACCACAGAAAACAAAGUGGCAUUUUCCCGCCAGGCCUACAAUGACCAGGUCACUGAAUACAAUUCUUACCGACAGUCGUUUCCACCGGUUGUGUUCGCUGGAAUGUUUGGUCAUGCCAUCGAUGCAGAAUUGCUUGAGUUUGCUGACUCAGAGGCCAUUCAGGCUGCGCAGGAUAACGCUCGCAAAAAAACCUGGUUACUGGCGAUGCUGUUCGGCGCCGCCGUCAUUACCCUGCUGCUGUUAACCAACCUGUUUGUUGCCAUCGCUUUCGGCUGGGCAGGCAUGCAGACCGGUAUGACCUUCGGCCAGACGUUAGCUCAGGUGCCCAUCGACAGCUGGAUCUGGAUCAGUCUGGGGGUGAUCGGUGUCAUCGGCGUGGCAAGCCUGUACAAAUUCCUGAGCAUCUCCGGCGGCGGAAAAACCAUAGCUGAAGCGUUAGGUGGAUCACUGAUUCACCAGAGCACCACAGACCAGAAGCAACGCCAGCUGUUGAAUGUGGUUGAAGAAAUGGCCUUGGCUGCAGGCAUGCCGGUGCCGCCGGUGUACCUGAUCCCCGAACCCAGCAUCAAUGCGUUCGCUGCAGGGUUCAGCACCGACGAUGCUGUGAUCGGUAUCAAUCAGGGCACCCUGGAACAGCUUUCCCGCUCUGAGUUACAGGGUGUUGUAGCCCACGAAUUCAGCCACAUUCUGAAUGGCGAUACUCAUAUAAACUUACGCCUGAUCGCUAUUCUGCACGGCAUAUUGUUUGUUGGCAUGAUUGGCUAUGGUCUUCUACGUGCUGGUGGAUUCAGCCGGCGCAACGGUUUACCUAUUGUGGUGGCAGGCAUUGGCCUGCUGAUCAUCGGCUACGGCGGCACUUUCUUUGGCAACCUGAUCAAAGCCGCUGUAAGUCGCCAACGCGAAUAUCUGGCAGAUGCAUCCGCUGUGCAGUUCACCCGCGACCCCAGCAGCAUCGCAGAUGCUUUGAAGAAGAUCGGCGGGUUCAGCAUGAGCUCACACAUGACCAACCCCGCGGCGGAACAGGCCAGCCAUAUGUUUUUUGGCGCGGCGGCGCAGAAAUUUUCAACCAGCUUGUUGGCUACCCACCCGCCGCUCGACAAACGCAUCCUCGCUAUAGAACCAGGUUGGGAUGGCAAGUUUCUGCAGAAUAGUCCGGCAACCAUGGCAACGGGCCAACACCGACAAACACGACCCUCGAACCCCGCAGAGACAUCCGGGGUGAGUCAACUGGCUGGCGAUGCGGACAGCAGAGCACAAAAUAUUGUUGAGCAAGUAGGCACAUUGAGCGUUGCAGGGCUUACUGCAGCACAGGACAUGAUCUCGAACAAUCCAGCACAGUUGAAAGAGGCGGCACAUGAUCCGUUUGAAGCCCGCGCAUUGGUCUACGCAAUGUUGAUCCACUCGGAACAGAACAGUGCCAGCGAACAGCAGCUGGCAUUGAUAGCGGAGCGUGCCGAAGCUGGUGUUGCAGCGCAUGUGACCCGCCUGCUACCCAUUGUUCGAGGCAGUUCGAGCAGUCAUCUGCUGAUGCUCCUGGAAAUGUCCAUACCUGCGCUCAAAGAACUCAGCCGUGCCCAAUACAAGACAUUUACGAGCAAUACUGCCGCCCUGAUCACCGCCGACAAAAGGAUCGAAAUUUUCGAAUGGGUCAUCCACAGGGUACUGACUAAACAUCUGCACGCUCAUUUCCAGGGCCCGCUUAAUGUGCAUGGCCGGAUUGGCAACAUCAGUAAACUGGCUGAUGACGCUGCCAAACUGCUUUCGAUUCUGGCCAGCCACAGCCACCAGGACACCGACGAGCAAUUGCGCGCUUAUAGUGCGGGUGCAGCAGAACUCGGUAUCAGCAAAGCCUAUUCAAAACAGGAAAACUUUGACUAUCAGCGUAUGAACGAUACGCUGGCUAAAUUGCGCAAACUAAAACCGCUGGCAAAGCCUGCGCUGCUCAAAGCCUGCGCAACAACGGUGCUGGCAGACAACCACGUCAACGCUGCAGAAGGCGCGCUGCUGCAGGGUAUUGCUGUGCUGCCUCUUACCAACCGCAGCAAACAGCUGGGCGCACUGGAUCUGGGCUCCAACAGUUUUCAUUUGUUGAUUGCCCAGGAAUCCCAUGGCCGGGUACAGGUGCUGGACAAACACAAAGAGAUGGUGCGACUUGCCGAAGGCCUGCGAUCUGGCAAAAGCCUUGACGCAGAUGUGGUUACCCGCGCCCUCGAAUGCCUGGAAAGAUUUGCCCAACGACUACGUCCACUGGAUCCCAGCAACGUCCGUAUCGUCGGCACUAACACGCUGCGCAAAGCCAAAGACAGCCAGUUCCUCGCCCAGGCCGAACAGAUUCUCGGGCACAAAAUAGACAUUAUCUCCGGGCGCGAAGAAGCCCGCCUGAUUUUCAUGGGCGUUUGUCAUGAUCUUGGCGGUGAAGAUACGCGACGCCUGGUAGUUGAUAUCGGCGGCGGCAGCACCGAACUUAUCCUGGGUCGAAAAGCCUCCCCCGAGCAACUGGAAAGCCUGUAUAUGGGCUGCGUGUCGAUGUCGCAGAAAUAUUUUGCGGAUGGUGUGAUCACCAAACAGGCUAUGCAGAAAGCGAUCAAACACGCGCUGGUAGAGCUCGAACCUGUCACACACGACUUCGUCGAACAGGGCUGGGAAAGUUCGGUUGGCGCUUCCGGCACCAUAAACGCAGUGCGGGAGGUAAAUGCACACCUUACCGGUGAAGAUCUGAUCAGCAGCAAAGGGCUGGCCGAAAUCAGAAGCAAACUUAUCAGUGCUGGCAACCUCAGUGAGUUGAAUCUUGCCGGCCUUGCUGACGAACGCAAGGCGGUAUUCCCUGGCGGCGUAGCUAUAUUGUCAGCAAUAUUCGAGGCGCUGCAGAUUGAGAACAUGAUGGCCGCCCAGAGCGCCCUGCGCGAAGGCCUGAUUUACGAUCUGCUGGGUCGGCAGCAGGAAGACGAUGCACGCGAGCAUACCGUUGCCAAUUUAACCCGGCGCUAUCGUAUCGAUGAGGUCCACGCCCGACAGGUGCGCGAAACUGCACUGAGCCUGUUGUCUCAAGUUGCGAUGGUGUGGGACCUCACCAACCCUGAACACAAGUUAAUUCUCGGCUGGGCAGCCAGUCUGCACGAAAUUGGCAUGGACAUCUCUCACUCGGGCUACCACAAACACGGCGGUUACCUGCUGGAGAAUAUGGAUCUGCCUGGUUUUUCACGCGCAGAACAGAAGUUGCUUGCCAUCAUGGUUCGUGCACACCGGCGAAAAAUGCCAAUAGACCUGUUUCCGGCAGAUGCACCUUCACAAAUCCGUUUAAGUGUCCUGUUGCGCAUUGCCGCGGUUCUGCAUCGGGGCCGCAGCCACACACCUUUACCGCAUGUCGAUGUGCAGGCGAAAAACAAACAGCUCAAGCUGUCGCUGCCGCAGGACUAUCUGGACACCCACCCGCUGACCGCUGAAGACCUUGCCAACGAAGCCAAUUACAUCAAAGCGGCAGGGGUUGAGCUGGUAUUAGUGGACCACUAA
Symbiodinium necroappetens is the source of this 4938-nucleotide messenger RNA. The record is from the annotation of a GenBank genome assembly. NCBI's taxonomy places the organism in Eukaryota, Dinophyceae, Suessiales, Symbiodiniaceae.